Formica exsecta is the source of this 5853-nucleotide messenger RNA. It is a transcript of the gene Pde8, whose product is annotated as high affinity cAMP-specific and IBMX-insensitive 3',5'-cyclic phosphodiesterase 8. The record is from RefSeq and is a predicted model, not a curated record. Gene Ontology annotation, molecular function: 3',5'-cyclic-nucleotide phosphodiesterase activity. The coding region runs from base 1035 to 3554 and encodes 839 amino acids. Gene Ontology annotation, biological process: positive regulation of ERK1 and ERK2 cascade; signal transduction. NCBI's taxonomy places the organism in Eukaryota, Metazoa, Arthropoda, Insecta, Hymenoptera, Formicidae. The transcript is spliced from 18 exons.
AACACGAACGAACUUUUCUACCCUUAGUUUAUCUUCGACCAGCAAUUAAAAAAACGGAUAUAAGUCUCGUAUGUUCUUCGUCCUAACAUCUACUGUUUUUGAAUUAGCAAUAGUCUGCUCGAAACACGAAAAAGAGAGUUUAAUAGAACUUGAUGCUUUAAACUGUCUAGAAUAGACACGCAGUUUAUACAGACAGAUCGUAAAAUUCUUUUACCUAAUUUCAUGUGUUAUGUAGUGAAUCGCGAUAAUAUCCAGAGGCAAUCACCUAUAAUAACUUAUAUGACAUCUAUGUUCGUAAAUUGUCAAGUUAUUUUUUAACGUGACGAAAUUUAUUAAAUUAAAAAAUUAUAAUAUUCAUGUGUAUAUUGUAUAUGUAAAGUCCAAUAUAAAUUUAUAAAAAAAUUAAACAAUAUUGAAUAAUUUUUUGCAUUUAAAUUUAAAUUAUAAAUAUCACUUUUUAUGCCAUUAAAGAAAAAUGUAUUAAUAAAAUUUUUUAGAAAAUAAUAGAUUGAACGAGAAAACACGUGUAAUGUCAUGUGAUUCAAAGCAUAGGAUAAAAAUUACGAUAUUGCUUAUUUAUAAACGCUUUUUUCUUAAAAAGCAAUCUUAUCCGACAUCUUUGCUAUCAUUGUAGGAACUCUAGUGCGCCAGCACACAGACGCCUUAUCGUAGAUAGACUUUUGCUACUGGUAUAUCGAGCGUUAUCUCUCGAUCGAUGAUCAGUAUCAGAAUGAUUGUCCCUUCAAACAUAACGUAAUACGAUUCUCGCAGUAGUUUGAUACAAUUAAGGAUUCGUGUAAAAUGUGUGUGAGACAUUUAUUGUAAAUCGCUUUAGAAAAAUUGCGAAAAAUGCAUGCUGAAAAUAAAGCAUUAAUUUAUUUAUUAUGCCGGGGACAUAAAUGUCUUAUGAAAUAAUUGAUAAACUUCGAGCUGCCGAUGUAUCGUUAUUCAUGCAGCAUGCAGCAUGAUCUAUCGUUAUUUAUGCAGUUGCUAUUUUAAUUUUAUUGCUCUCGCGCUAAUAAGGCACUAAAAAAAUGAACAGACAACCGACUCUACCGGUGCUUUUCGUCUGCGGUGAGAUCGAGGAUAAUAACAUUGACAAAAAGGAAUCGCAAACGUGGUAUAGCGGGAUUUUUAAUAUCAUGUGCUGGCAUGUACGAAAGAAAUGGUGCGCUAAAAAUAGAAUGCAACUGGCUGAAUUAACUCCGCAACUAGUAACAUAUAGUAGGAAGGGGCCUCAAGAUUUCUGUAAUUAUUUAUUGACAGCCUCUAUUCCCAGUAUCGUGAAAGUACUAUUAGUAUUUAGAAAAGAUGAUCAACAAAUGGAUAUACUCGCUACUGCUGCAAGAAGAUUGGGUUGGAGCGUGUCGGUGGCAAAAAAUUUGGAGAAAGCGGUAGAACUUUUUCAAAAUCGUGCUCACGAAUUAGUGAUUAUUGAUCGUAGAGGACAUCAUGCGGACGAAGGCGAUGCUAUUUGUAGAGCAAUCAUAUCAAGUCCAGUUUACCACAAUUCUACCAUAAUAGCGCUUGUGAAGAAAUCAUAUUUCAUGCUCGAUGAAAAAGACGAUAUUGUGGCACUAAACUUGUUAGAAAAAGGCUUUAGUAGAGCAUUGUUGGAAUGUUCACAUGAAGGUAUAAUAAUAAACGAAUUAGUAGGGAUAUAUACUAGCUCAUUAUUGCCGAGAACACAACUCUCAGCAGCGCAUGCAUUGUAUUUGGCACUUGAUAGGUGUCGCGAUAUGGUGCAUGUGACUAAUGAUAAAAACAUUAUACAGUUUCAAAAUAAAAUCAGCGAAAAAUUGUUAGGAUAUAAAACAGAGGAAAUGAUGGGGAGAAAUCUCUCGGAGAUAAUCUAUUACGAAAAUUUUCCUCUUAUAAAGCAGCAAUUGAGUAAAGGCCGGGAAUUCGAAGGAAAUAUGAAUUGCAGGAGAAAAAACAAUCAAAUGAUUACGAUUAAUUGCAGGAUAAUUCCGUUUUGUACUACGUUAAAAAAACCGACUCAUUACAUAUACGUAUACGACACUACGUAUCUAUCAGACAACUCAGCGCCGAUAAGCCCUGUUGGUGGCCCAUCGCAUACUCCGUUCAGACCAAGCGUAUUAAAUACGCGAAAACCCUCGGAUGUCAGAUCUAGUAUAAGUGAAGGCCGCAGGCGAUCUAGUUUGCAAAAAUUGCAUACUUUGCAACUAGAAGCUCCUAUCACUAAAGUCAUUACGCUACUUUCAAAUGCAGCUGCUGAUACUAACUCGGAAACAGCGGCGCAGAUCGAUAAAGCGAUCAAUAUCUUAAAGACGACGGAACUUUACGUGCCGCAUCUUAAAGAGGAUAGAGCGACGUACAGUGAUCCAGUCGUGACGGAUCUCGUUGGCGCGUUACUUGCUUCUCCGCGCGCAGCAUGGGAGUCCAGAAGAUCAUCGACAGAUUCCGCGAAAUUAUCCACUGUCAAAGUUAUCCCGAGUCCAGCCAAUUCGCGUGUACAGAUGAAGAAUUUCCGGGGGCCGCAAGAAAUUGCAGAGAUACUUGAUAAGAGUCUCGACUGGAAUUUUGAGAUAUUUAAACUUGAAAUGCUGACAGAGAAGAGGCCGCUUGUUUUUUUGGGAUUGACAAUCAUGAAUUUGUAUCAAGUGCCCGCGAAAUUAAAUUGCGAUGAGAAAACUCUGCAAAACUGGCUAGCCAUUAUCGAGCACAAUUAUAACUCGGACAAUAGCUAUCAUAAUUCAACGCAUGCGGCCGACGUUUUGCAAGCAACUGCGAGAUUUAUGCAAUCGGAGAGACUUAAGGAAAUUUUGGAGCCUUUAGACGAAGUUGCUGCUUUAAUCGCCGCGGCUGCGCACGAUAUUGAUCAUCCUGGACGAUCCAGUCAAUUCCUUUGCAACGCCAAUAAUCGCUUGGCAAUACUCUACAAUGAUCUGUCAGUUCUCGAGUCACAUCACGCAGCCUUAACAUUUAAACUGUCAUUAUCUGACGAUAAUGUAAAUAUUUUUAAGAAUUUGGAUCAAGACGCAUACAAACAAUUGCGACAAAAUGUCAUUGACAUGAUUCUGGCAACCGAAAUGACGAAGCAUUUCGAGCAUCUGGCGAAGUUCAUGAAUUUCUGCAGUACGAGAAUCAACGACGAACAGGAGACUUAUUCAGAUUCUCUAGAUAUGUCCGUAGUAUUGCAACCAGAUAACGUAAUAUUGGUUAAAAGAAUGAUGAUCAAAUGCGCGGACGUAUCUAAUCCAACGCGACCGUUAAAGUGUUGCGUUGAAUGGGCGAGACGAAUCGCCGAGGAAUAUUUUAGCCAGACCGAUGAAGAGAAAAAAUUAAAGAUGCCAGUCGUAAUGCCGAUGUUCGAUAGAAUGACGUGUUCAAUACCAAAAUCGCAAAUUGGUUUCGUCGAUUAUAUUAUCAACGAUAUGAUCGAGGCUUGGGAUGUGUUUAUUGACAUGCCGGAGAUGGUAGGCUAUAUGCGGCGCAACUACGACAAAUGGAAAAAAUAUAAUGAACAGGGUAUAUCUACUUUGCAGGAUGUUGAGAAGCUACAACAACAUCCCGACAUGCAAAUACCGUGAUCAUCUUAAUGAAAAGCACGUCGUUUUGCUUUUCGUUAUAUUACGCUACGAUUAUUGCAAAAAACACACAUGUAUAGCAUUCAUAUAUUUAAAGAUAGAAUAGCGAUAUGUUAUAUAUACGCUUUCAAAUAAUUUUUACGAAAAUAUGUGUAAUUCAUCGUUUUUCUCAGACAUGUCUCUCACACCUAACAUAUUUUCCUUAUUUAUAUAUAACUCAAUUUUCCUCAAUGACACUUGCCCUAUUACUAUUUUAAACAUACGUGACGCACAUUAGCAAGAUAUGUAUAGUAUAAGAAAAGAAAUACCUUUUUACAUGUAGCUUCCGCGACUGUGUUACUUCGAAUGAGAUCUUUGCUGCGUUCGGUGUAUGCUGAUCAUUAAAUUAUACAUCUGGGAGCAGCUAGUAAUUAAAUAAGAAUUUCCAAGGACAUUGUGCAUUUGAAUCAUUUGCGACCUUCUCAGCCAGAACUUAAUACCUCUUCUAAUUUUAUCUGCGUUAAACUUCGACGAUAUAGUGGCUAUUUUGGAAGGAUUGGUAUAAUAAUUUAAAUUGAAAAAGAUUCACACACUAAUGUAUAUCGGAUUCCACUUUAUUGUUUCUCUCUUAGCCAAAAAAUGGUAUCGGGCCUAUAUCUAUGCGCUGCAUAAAUACAAAAUUAAAUAAAGUCAGAUAUAAAGUAAGUAUAAGCCAUAUCAAGAUGGAAUUUCGCGCAAUUUAGUCAACGGACCAUAUAUGAUUUCGAUUAUUUCGGGCAAAUUACAAAUUUUUCAUUUUUAAUACAAAAAAUAUACGCAUUCGCUCUCUCAAUCUAAGAUUUCUCUGACAUAACAUUUUUGCAUCUAAAAAUAAUAAUUUUGUUUAAUGCUGUUAUAAACCGAGGAAAAUCGGUAUAAUAACAUCAAUAGUCCAUCGAGUUACAAGCAUCGGCCUAACGGAUGAUUACGCAUUCGUCAUAAAGAUUCUUAUGUAUGUUGAUAUAUUAUAUAUACACGUACGUUUUACAUCAUAAUAUACUCCCUACGGGACACGCACGAGUAAUCAUGGUCGUUUUAUCCAGUAAGUAUCAAUAUUUAAUUUUUAUCCCUAGACAAAGAGACAAUCAGAGUAUCGAGUCAUUUUUAGAGUUUUUUAUCUGAAGUCUGACACGUAAACAUGGAACAUUUCACAAUAUUUCGGAAUAAAGAUAGAGAGAUAAGAGAAUCUCUUAAGAUAUAAGAUUCUUGUCUGAAAUUUAUCGAUUAAUUAUUAUUGUUCGUUGGAUGUGGUAUCGAGUGACAAAUAGUUACGCGCGGUAAGUAGUACCGAGCGGUAUAAGUAGAUAAAGUAAUAACUUAAUUACGAGCUUAUCAUUACUACUAUAAUGCCACAUAAUAUGAUUCGUCCGAAGAGCUAAGAAUUACGCUUAAAAUUAGAUUACUCGCGUUUCCUCCCGAUACACUUGCCACAAGUGCUUCGUCAAAUCUAUGAUAUGAAAUUGCGCUUCGCUUUUAGAUAUCUCGAAUAAAUAACUUUUCAAAAUCAAAAUUUACCAUAUCAAUAACUAUUUGUUUUAAAGUCUGAAAUUCUUUCGAUUUUGAUCAGUGAGAUAUUUCGAUAAUGAUCAUCCAGCUGGGAUAUAUCGUAGAGAUAUUUUUGUUUGCGUGACUUAAAAAUGCGAGUGCAUAUUUUUAGACGAGACGUGGAUCAGGAGCUAUUUUCGCACUCAAGAUUGUUUUAUUAGCACUUGCCGCUAGUAGAUGGAAUUCGCGGAGUAACGAAGUAGUCUAGUAUGCAACAUUUUUAUACUUAAGUAUAUUACCCUUAACAUUAAUAGUGCAUACAUGUAAGUUUUACAUUUUAUUUUAUUUUUUUUUUUUUUUUGGCGACGUGCACGUCAUUUUUUAUAAUUGUUUUCUAGUUGACUUUACGCCUUUCCCCUAUAGGGGAAAGUUUAUCAAUCAAGCUUAUAUAAUCCGCGCGUAGCAAUCCGCUUAAAUCGCCGUCUCUAUUGAUUGUGGUUCAUUGUUCAUCGUUCAGAAUUAUGUCGCGAAGCGAUGCACGUAAAACUCGUCUAUUUCUCGUGCGGACAAAAUGUGCUCGCGAAAUUAUCGAUCAAAAUGAAUUAAAUCUGAAGAAUCCAAAGGUACUGACGGCUCGAUAAGAUCUAUACGAGAAUCUACAUCGUUAACUGUCGCGCAAAGCUAACAUCGGUGUUAAUCAUACAACUUUCUUCAUACAUAUAUAUGUAUAUUAUAUAUUAAAAUAUUAAACGUGAAAGAAGCAAAUCGAAGGAAAUGUAUCUCAAGAAAAAAAAAAAAA